This is a messenger RNA of Sclerotinia sclerotiorum 1980 UF-70, 786 nucleotides long. RefSeq lists its product as hypothetical. Bases 1 to 786 code for a protein of 261 amino acids. Gene Ontology annotation, cellular component: cytoplasm; nuclear pore. The transcript is spliced from 5 exons. Gene Ontology annotation, biological process: nucleocytoplasmic transport. Lineage: Eukaryota; Fungi; Ascomycota; Leotiomycetes; Helotiales; Sclerotiniaceae. The record is from RefSeq and is a predicted model, not a curated record. Gene Ontology annotation, molecular function: GTPase activator activity.
AUGGCUGAACCAGCACAUCAAGAGGUCAACACCAGCAAUGAGCCUAAGCUUGUAGAGUCAGAGACCAAGCUUGCCACUGAGCCAGCGGCAUUAAAGGAAGAAUCUGCCAAGGAAACUCCAGCUGAGGGAACUACCUUGACCGAAAAAGCUACUGAAGUCGCAUCUACCGCCGCCGCAACUGUUACCUCUGCCGCUACCGGUAUUACUGAUAAUGUUUUCUCUAUGUUCGGUGGUGGAGCUAAGAAGGAGAAGAAAGAGGAAGAGGACCGAGGAGAUAACUCAGGAUCUGCCAAGGCACAAAAGGCCGCCGCUGCUGAAGAGAACCCAGAGGAUGAAGCCCCAGAAUCUGAGGACGUUCACUUCGAGCCAGUCAUUCGUUUGACCGAGAAAGUCGAUGUUAAGACCAACGAAGAACUCGAGGAACAAACCUUUAAGAUGCGCGCUAAGCUCUUCAAAUUCGUCAAGGAUACCCAAGAGUGGAAGGAGCGUGGUACCGGUGAUGUUCGAUUCUUGAAACACAAAGAGAAUGGCAAGACUAGAUUGGUCAUGCGAAGAGACAAGACUUUGAAGGUCUGCGCCAACCACUAUGUUGUUCCUGACAUGAAGUUGUCCCCCAACGUUGGUAGUGAUAGAAGUUGGGUCUGGAAUGCCGCAGCAGAUGUCAGUGAGGGCGAGCCAGAAGCACAAACUUUGGCCAUCCGUUUUGCCAACUCUGAGAACGCAAACCUUUUCAAGGAGGCUUUCAUCAAGGCUCAACAAGAGAACGAAGUCUUUUUCAAGGCUUAA